AUGGCACUACCUAGACGAGCGCCAGAGGGCGCACAAUCGCGCGCGGCGCGGAACCGCUCUCUGGCGCUUCGCAGGUUAUGCCUUGGCAGCUUUGCAGCUGCGGCCAUAGCCACAGGUGGCUUGCGCUGGGGGCGGAGUUUUGAGGCAUUGGCCAGCGGAGGAACCGACCCGGCAGACGAGGCACCUUCCACAGACGCAGCAGAAACACCGCAGCUGAGGACUUCGGUUGCAGGGCCACUGCGCGACAUGUGGCGGCCGUGUGCCCUUAUGGGCGGAACUUGUCGGUGCGUGGGCACCUUGGUUUUUAGUACUGUCCUUGGCGACUCUAUUCGAGAAAUCAACUCCGACGGCGUGGUGUCCUGCACGGCAGAGGCCCUCGGUGCUCCGAUACAAAGGGAUCUGAGGAUGUGCUGGUGUCAGGACGGCCUGCCAUGGGACAACGAUGUGAGAAAAGGUCUUGCUGCCAUGGUGCGGCAGGGGCUUACGCCACGAAUUGAGAUAGCAUCCGACGAGGCCGAAGAACCUGGCUGUGACGGUGCUCAUGACGACCUUUGGUACGGCUGCGUCGUCAUGAGCCGACGGUGGGAUACCACUGUCAUUCCUCAGGUCAUGGCACGGACAGCUCCGGCCGAAGAGCAGCUAGACAUGGCGCUGCGCAAGCUGGAUGCUUGCCACCGCAUCUCUCCGCUGGCAUCCAUUCGGGUUCUCGGAGUUCGCAGUGGCCAGGCGGCAGAUGACGUGAAGCUGCCGGUCGGGCAGUCUAGGGUCUGCUCCGUGGUGUACCGGCCAGACGAAGGAGUGACUUGGACUGCCCACACUCCGGCGCUUCAUUGUGCGACCGAGCCGGGGACCUGCACCACAACGCCUUGCAGGGGGCUCGUAAAGCACGACCGCAAGUUGGAACUCCGAACCCCACAGGGCCAAAGAUGCUGGGCUUGUUCGGAGAGCGGUAAGGAAUACACCUUCAAAGUGAAUGCACUGGCUGAGCAGAUGGAGGGGCAAUCGGUGUCCUGGUGGCCGCCGUACGGAAUCAACAGUCCACCGAUUCUUUGGAUUUUCAUGGAUUUGUGGAGCGUCGUCGACGCUUGCCCUGUCAUCACUGGCUACAUGUUCCUGUUCUUCUGCUGCCUUCUGGUGCGCAAGGUGGAGGAGUUCACCGGCGGGCUCAUCCCCUGGACGCGUUGUGUGCCCAUCUUUGGGCCAGCGCUUAAACGCGGCGAGGCGUGGCGCUUCUUCACCUUCACUUUUUUUCACUUGCAGUUUCUGGACCUGUUCCAGAAUUUGCUGACGCUUCUGGAUACUUUAGAUGUGGAGGCCACACCACCCAUCGUGCUGGGUGACGGCUCUAACUUGAAGUGUGGUGUUGGGGCCAAGCAGAACUUCAUGUGCUACCCCAGCAUCGGCCUGGGCUCCGCCCACACGCUGGGUGUGGCUUUGGUGAGCUCUGCGAUCGGUGGGAUGUGCAGCACUUGGAUCAAGUUUGGCGACGUCGUUGCAGGUGCCUCUACUCUGGGCUUCGGGCUCUCAGGGGCCAUUGUGGCCCUCUAUGCCCUCUAUGCAGGUGCGAAGCUGGACACUACGACCAGCGUGCAGCGAAAUUUCGAGAACUGGGUGUGGCUUCGCCUCAUUUUCGUGGGCUUCCACAUAGCCAUGGAGUUUAUUCGUGGCAUCUCCCAGAGGGAUUUGGCUGGCCUUUGGGCCCACACUACUGCCUUUGUUGCCGGCAUAGCGUACGUUCUGUACUUCUUGCCGCCAAUGGGCGAUGGCACCGUCCUGUCCAGUGAUCGUCCAUAUGUUGUGGCUUGUGAAUAUGACCAAGGUGGCUUCUCAACGUCUGCACCGGAGUGCAUCCGUCUCUUCUCCAGCAUUUAUGAGUACCAGGUGCCAGAUAUUCAGCGGCAAUGUUUCCUUUUCUAUAUGACCGUCGUUGGCUGGACAGUGUUCAACACAUUCGUGGUGAACCGCAGCGUGAAGUCGAACAAAGCAGUUCUUCUCGCAGGCUCCGAGGUGAGCGCCAUUUGUUGCGCCAGCCGUCAGGCUGCCGGUGGAGGUGGCGGUGGCUCGGGAGCUUCGGCAGACGGCUUUGCAUCGAACAUGGACGGAAAGGAGAUCAUCCUUUGGUGUGAGGUCCUUACCAUGAUCGGCUGGCGGCCGCCACAGGGCACGGAAGAUGCCGAGCGCAAGGUGGAAAUUCGGUGUCUCGAUAAGGAUCCUGCUCGACAAGGACCGUUGCUGGAUGCUCCGGCAGAGGCUGAAGCAUCGUCGCACAGCAUCCCAGGAAAGGAACUGAGUUCUAUCAGGGAAAGCAUCUUCUUGCCGCUGCAGUACAAGCCGAACUCAACUUAUAUUCAGAUCGUAUUGUACGACUUGGACCCUCAGAAAAAGCCGAGGGCUUUUGCCUCAAUAUCCCUUGCGCAGGCACUCCGAUCGAAAGGACAGCGCAGAUUGAAGUUACAGCCCGUCGACAAGCAAGCUGCAUCUGGCUCCUGGUCGAAGGAGGCCGUGAUGGGAUGCCUGCCAUGGCGACGGUCACCCCAAAUCAUGAUGAUAUUCAGGAAUCUGGAUCCCAGAAAAGCUGGGGAAAUCAGAGAUGCCGUCAAACAGCAGCUGGACUUCACGAAGCAAGACCUAGACAAAAGGGAGCGCGAACUG
Molecule: messenger RNA, 2652 nt
Organism: Symbiodinium necroappetens
Lineage: Eukaryota; Dinophyceae; Suessiales; Symbiodiniaceae
Source: the annotation of a GenBank genome assembly